This is a messenger RNA of Megalopta genalis, 666 nucleotides long. RefSeq names its product single stranded-binding protein c31A (gene Ssb-c31a). Gene Ontology annotation, molecular function: transcription coactivator activity; DNA binding. Lineage: Eukaryota; Metazoa; Arthropoda; Insecta; Hymenoptera; Halictidae. Gene Ontology annotation, biological process: positive regulation of transcription initiation by RNA polymerase II. The record is from RefSeq and is a predicted model, not a curated record.
GGACGUUAUUUUUGAGCCGGUGGUUUCAGAAUUUACCCUUGGAUUUUUGGUCGAGUGUAAUUAUUACGAACUUUAAUUUAUACGAGCUUAUCGAACAGUUUUGCGACUCUUGAAUAUACGCAUGCGUAUAAUUGAAAUCCAUAGUGCUUUCGGUAUUGUAACUGUUACAUAGAAGAUUUCGAGAAAAUGCCAAAGUCAAAGGAAUAUGUGUCAACCGACGAGGACAGCAGUGAGGAGGAUAUAAAGCCAAAGAAAAAGCAGAAGAGGACUAGGGAGGCUGAUGAAAAGGAGGCAAAACCAUCAAAGAAAGUGGAAAAAGAAUCUCGGGAGAAUGAGGAUACAGCCUGGGAUCUCGGAAAUAACCGUCAAAUUAGUGUACGAGACUUUAAAGGGAAACUGUAUGUCGAUAUUAGAGAAAUGUACUUUGACAAGGAUGCAAACAUGAAACCUGGAAAGAAAGGUAUCUGUUUGAAUAUGACACAGUGGCGGAAAUUACUAUCAGUAGUGGAAGAUGUUGACAAAGUAGUCAAAUCCAAAUGCUAAACGAUAAGCCAUGUCAUCAAUCAACAGCGUUAAUACAGUUUUCUACUUGCACAGCUACUUGGUAAAGAGAGUCAGUAUCUGUUAAGGCUCAAUAUUUUUAAUAAAAAAUUAUAAUUCUGUAAA